AUGCCAAGAGCUAGAAAAGGUGCUUUGAUUCAAUGCGAUCCUUCGAUUCGCGCAAUAAUUGUCCAAAUUGACUCCGGAACGAACGAUAUUAUAUGGGAAGAGUUAGAUGACACACAUAUACUAGUAGACCCUGCUAAGGUGUCGUAUAUCAAGGAAAAAUUAAACUAUUGUUUAUCUAAGAAUAUAUAUAAUCCUCUAGAAGAAGAAGAAAACCCAUGA
This is a messenger RNA of Eremothecium sinecaudum, 219 nucleotides long. RefSeq names its product TFIIH complex subunit TFB5 (gene TFB5). Bases 1 to 219 code for a protein of 72 amino acids. The transcript has a single exon. The record is from RefSeq and is a predicted model, not a curated record. Gene Ontology annotation, biological process: nucleotide-excision repair, preincision complex assembly; transcription initiation at RNA polymerase II promoter; transcription by RNA polymerase II. Gene Ontology annotation, cellular component: transcription factor TFIIH core complex; transcription factor TFIIH holo complex. NCBI's taxonomy places the organism in Eukaryota, Fungi, Ascomycota, Saccharomycetes, Saccharomycetales, Saccharomycetaceae.